AAGACGAUUCGAAAGACGCUUUUGUCCGGACACAAAUGAUGAUCGCUCUUUAGCUACGCGGUUCGCAGUAUAAAUAUUCGCGACACCAAGCUUUCGCAAGUUGUUUCUGCGGCGUACACGUUCCUACCACACGGCACGCGAGGGCUAUAUACAAGCGUCUACAGAGAAUUGCACGUUGCUUGUGACCUUACGCGAAAACUGAAGUCGCGAAGAUAGAUUGAUCCCGCUGAAGCAACCUCACGGAGACACCAGUAUUAUUCAGUAAUUAACGGACCACGAUGAUAGUUAUACCCAUGAUACCGUUUUUCCUAGGCUAUCUUGCAUGGAAUACUAGCAGUCCUACGCCCUCGUACAUAUUUCACGUGCGGAUAGAAACGUUAUUAUUCGGAUAUUCAGGAACACGUAAUAAUGGAGGCAACGCCGAUCUGCAGUUCAAUCUGAAAUGUCAGCCGUUUAUGGAUCAAAAUUUAAAAUGUCACAUCGAAAAAACUACUUCUUAUUCACCUAGCACUGACCCCGCACACAUAAUAGACAAACUCAGCAACAUACAUUGCAUAAUGAACUUCCAACCGUACGGAGUAAGCAGUUAUGACGUAUUCCCGGAAAACGUGGAAAACAAGGAGACUGCGUUGGAAGUAUUUCGGUUUAUCGGGCAUCAGCUGAGCGUCGGCGUUGACAUUAAAAAAUACUACGGCUACGAAUUCAGCGCGAUAGAAGACACCGUAUUCGGCAUAUGCGCGACAAUUUACACAAUAAGUCGAAAUAAGGUUUCCAAUUAUAUGUUAUAUUCCGAGCUGGUCUCCUUAAUUGCGAAGGAAGUGUACACUAUAAAGAAGGACGAAUCGGUCAAUAUUAAGAAAAUAAGGCUUGUGGAAUCUUGCAAAUCGAGGAACGCUGCUAUCUUCGGAAGGAUCUUAUGGCCCAACCUCAUAACAUCGAAUAUCGUCGCGAAGCUGCUAAGCUCGGAGUCUCAAAUGACAUAUACUCAGCACGAUUUCUACACCAACACUAUAAAUGAAUUUAAUCUCUAUGAUGAGCAAGAUAAGAUAGUUGGUUCUAUCCACGAAACGAUUUAUGUUAAAUUAGUAUGGAUAGAAAACUGAAAAACGCAAGACGACUAUGGCAUCUAUUCGUUCAAUAAAACGCUGAGGAUUACACUCAGUGACAUCAAUUAGGUAACGGGCAAAAUUACACGGAGGAUGUAUUUUUAAUUCGUUUUUAAAAUAUUGUUGACAUGGAGUAUUAAACUGCAUAAAGUGUUACUAUUAUUAUAACUACAAAAACACGAUAUACAUAUCUUACUGUUUUAUGUCCUUCGGUGACUUAUUGCUGGUAUAGAUGACGAUAUACCGCCUUUGUUAUGUUGUUAUUUUUUCUAUAAUAAAAUUUAUAAUUUUGCGGCCCGAUAA
This is a messenger RNA of Odontomachus brunneus, 1409 nucleotides long. RefSeq lists its product as uncharacterized. The record is from RefSeq and is a predicted model, not a curated record. Gene Ontology annotation, molecular function: lipid carrier activity. The transcript has 4 exons. Gene Ontology annotation, biological process: lipid transport. Lineage: Eukaryota; Metazoa; Arthropoda; Insecta; Hymenoptera; Formicidae. Bases 279 to 1103 code for a protein of 274 amino acids.